This is a messenger RNA of Ailuropoda melanoleuca (giant panda), 2666 nucleotides long. It is a transcript of the gene GJA10, whose product is annotated as gap junction protein alpha 10. NCBI's taxonomy places the organism in Eukaryota, Metazoa, Chordata, Mammalia, Carnivora, Ursidae. The record is from RefSeq and is a predicted model, not a curated record. Gene Ontology annotation, molecular function: gap junction channel activity. Gene Ontology annotation, cellular component: connexin complex. Gene Ontology annotation, biological process: cell-cell signaling.
AGCAGCUAAUGAAGCUCUUUGAAAAGUCAAAAUGCAGCAGGUACUAGUACAGUGAACCAGACCUCUGCUGCAGGUAUCCUCACAGAUAAAAUCUGGGCAGCACAAAAGCCCUUUUGGGUGAAGAUUUGGGGAAAACAGACAUUAGUCUCUUACCAUGGGGGAUUGGAAUUUAUUAGGUGGCGUCCUAGAGGAAGUUCACUCCCACUCAACUAUUGUGGGGAAAAUCUGGCUGACCAUUCUCUUCAUUUUCCGAAUGCUGGUACUUGGUGUGGCUGCUGAAGAUGUCUGGGAUGAUGAACAGUCAGCAUUUGCCUGCAACACCCAGCAGCCAGGUUGCAACAAUAUCUGUUAUGAUGAUGCUUUCCCUAUCUCUUUGAUCAGGUUCUGGGUUUUACAGAUCAUCUUUGUGUCUUCUCCUUCUCUGGUAUAUAUGGGCCAUGCACUUUAUAGACUCAGGGCCUUCGAGAAGGAGAGGCAGAAGAAAAAGUCACACUUACGAGUCCAGAUGGAGAAUCCAGAGCUUGAACUGGAGGAGCAACAAAGGAUAGAUAGAGAGCUGAAGAGGUUAGAGGAGCAGAAGAGAAUCCAUAAAGUCCCUCUGAAAGGAUGUCUGCUGCGUACUUAUGUCUUACACAUCUUGACAAGAUCUGUGAUGGAAGUAGGGUUCAUGAUAGGCCAAUAUAUUCUCUAUGGGUUUCAAAUGCAUCCCCUUUACAAAUGCAGUCAACCUCCUUGCCCUAAUGCAGUGGAUUGCUUUGUAUCCAGGCCCACAGAGAAGACAAUUUUCAUGCUCUUUAUGCACAGCAUUGCAGCUAUCUCUUUAUUCCUCAAUAUACUAGAAAUAGUUCAUCUGGGAAUCAGGAAAAUCAUGAGGGCACUUUAUGAGAAAUCCAGCAAUGAGGGCAUUGAGGAUGAAAGCGGCACCCCAUUCCAUUUGAAAAAAUAUUCAGUGGUCCAGGAGUGUACGAUUUGCUCUCCCUUGCCUAAAAGAAUCUCUCUACUUCAAGCCAACAAUCAACAGCAAGUCAUUCGAGUCAAUGUGCCAAAGUCUAAAACCACGUGGCAAAGCUCACAGCCCAUGCAACUUGAAGUAGACCCUUGCUGUGUUAAAAAAGAGUGGGCUGAGAAGGAUCAGCACUGUGGACAGCUCCACGUCCAAGGCCCAAGGCCCAGUACUCAAAUUCAGCACCCCGGACAGCACCACACCUUUGCCCUAAAAAAGGCAAAGUCCCAGUCCUGGAUAGCUACAGAGAUAGCUCCUAGACACUGUCCAACCUAUGCAAUAGAAACCUGGGAGCAGUCCCAGGAUCGACGACACUCAGCAGAGCCUCUCACAGAUUUGCACAGUUACUGUAGAGCCAGCGAUGGCAGUGUGAGGAGGAGCAGGGUCUGGGCAGACAGAUCUCACCCGGGCAGUCGCAAGGCCAGCUUUUUGUCCAGAUUGCUGUCUGAAAAGGGACAGUUGCACAGUGACUCAGGAAGCUCCAGUUCUCGGAACAGCUCUUGCUUGGACCUUCUGCACCGGGAAAAUAGCCCCUCGCCUCUGCCUUCAGCCACUGGGUACAGAACAUCAAUGAACAUGCUUCUAGAACUUUCAUCUAUUAUGAAAAAAUAAUUCAUGGUUGGGGCCAGAAAAAUGGACCCAGGAGCAGCUGGCAUCUGUAGGAGAAAAGUUGCACUUUUGUUAGCUCAAACUUCGAGAAGAACUGCGGGAACCAUUCCCUCCACAGAGACACCCACUGGGCUAUGGGUGUAUACAGGAUGAUCCCAGCUGGACCCACCACCACAGGAGACCCUCCCCUAAUGGGGCUGGGAUCAACCUCUCACUGCCCCACCUGGCCUCAACACCAGUCCGAUCUCAGGCAGGAGGAGGCAGGGAGGAAGUGUGCACCAGGAGAGAAAAUCUCGGGAGGUGGAAAUGAGGUGCGGAGAUAUGAAGAGGCAUGAUCUGUUCCACAGUGAGUUGGUAGAAGAGCCAGUGAAGACCAGGUGGAUGAAAAUGAUGCCGGUGCCAAGUCCAAGUGGGUACCAUUAAGGGGCACACCAUAUUCCAGUUGCUUAAGACACAUUAUCUCUACCUUGUACAACAGUGUAAAGUUAUUGUUCAUCCCCAUUUUAAGAAAAGAGAAGGCUCAAAGAGACUAACUUGCCCCACAGCUAAAGGUUGCACAGCUAAAGUGUCUGAUGUGCAGCUGAAUUCAAACCCAGGUCCAGCUGCUCCAAGGUGCGGACUCCUUCCAGGAAGCCAUGAAGCCAUGCUCUCUCUUGUCCGUAACAGUCAGCAGCCCCUGGGCAAUGAUUUUUUUGCACAUCUGCCUGUCCAACUAGCUUGUGGAAGCUUAAGGAUCAGGCCUGUGCAUUCGAAAUCCUGGAUGCCCAGCAUGCAGCACAGCAUGAAUGUAUGUUUCUGUAUAGAUGCCGAAGAUAAUAUAUUACCUUCCGCUUUCAGCUCUCCAGUCUAUUUCUUAUUUGCUGGUGUUCUGUCAUGUGCUAUCAGUAGGUUUAUUAUGAGAGACUCUUUCAGAAGCCUGGAUGGCACCAUUUUUUUUCCCCUUUAAUUUAAGCCUUUACAGGGUCAUCAACUAUACAGCACAAAUAGAAGUUAAAAAAAAAAGUUAAAGGAUGAGUGAAAAAUGUGAUGUUCCCAGUAAAUGUUGGCCUGUCUC